AUGAAGCCUUUUGCUCUUUCAUCUAACAUGGAACUGGACGAUGUGAAUACAAAAUCAUCAAGUGCAGAUGUCGAUGAUGAUUUAAACGUUGACGAUCAAGUCUAUAAAAGAAGUCAUAGUGAUCAUCAAUUGCAUAUUGCGAAUAGAGAACAUCGAGAACACCGUCCACGACAAACCUCACUGUCUGGUGCCCCAAUUUCUGUAAUCUACGAAGUACCAACUGAUGCAAAGGACGGUGAAAUCACUUUUACACCGCCGCCAACGGCUGCUUCAGCUAGCUAUGCUAAUCAUCAACAUCGUCGAUCGACUGGAACAGGACCCCAUGAGCGACAAUUAUCUAUACUCGAUCCGAUGUCCGACCGUGUUAGUACUAUUCUUGUUUGGCAAAAUUUAGCUGUUUCUACGCGAAUAAGCAAACGACAACAAUUCAUUCACAACUUGAGAUCUAAAGGUCCUCCACUAACAAGCAAACGCUUAUUACAUAACGUUAGUGGAGCUAUCACUGGUGGAUUGUGGGCAGUCAUGGGUCCAUCUGGCUCUGGUAAAUCCACUCUUCUCAAUACAUUAGCUUGUCGUCUGGAUGUCAACACCGUGGUCGAAGGUGAAAUGCGUCUCAAUGGUGCACCGUACGAUAAUGCUGAAUUGAAGCGUGUUUCGGGUUAUGUUAUGCAAGAUGAUUUGUUGAAUGGCUAUUUGACUGUCGAAGAAACAUUGAUGUAUACAGCUGAACUGCGAUUACCAAGAACAUUCACCGAUAAAGAAAGACGAGAUCGUGUUGAUGACGUUCUUAAUGACUUAGGCUUAACACACGCUCGGCACGAUAUCAUCGGUAGUCAACUAAGACAAGGUAUAUCUGGUAGUGAACGUAAGCGUUUGUGUGUUUGUAUGCAAUUGCUCAAUCGACCGCAACUGUUGUUUCUCGAUGAACCAACUACGGGCUUGGAUUCAGUGACAGCUCUUGACCUGUUGUACACACUCAAUGCACUUGCUCAUGGUAAAUCACAGGAUAAAGCUGUCACCAUCGUCUGUUCGAUCCAUCAGCCUCAAGCUAAAAUAUUCAACUUAUUCGAUUCCAUAGUUCUACUCAAAGCAGGUCAUAUCAUCUAUCAAGGUUCAAGAAAGAUGUCCACUGAAAUAUUUCGUGCCGCUGGACAUCCUUGUCCCUUGUUCACCAAUCCCGCUGAUCAUUUACUGGAUGUAAUCACUCCACCAAAGAGUGGUGCAAACAAUAGUGAUGAACCUCAACUAACACUCGAACAACAAGCAGCUGUUGAUGAAGCAAUUGUGAAAGCACAACCACCCAUCGAUAUUGACCUUAACUUGGGUGUAAAUAAACGUGUUGGUCAAAUGACCAAUAUACCGCCGAAUCCAACGUGGCACAAACAAAUUCGAGUACUCGUUCGGCGUAAUUUACGUGAACAGUCACGUAAAAUCAACAUCAUAAUCACCUCGAUUUUACAAACAGUUAUCAUGGCCGUUUUGAUUGGUACAGUUUUCUUGAAAAUUGGAACUAAUCAAGCAAGUGUGGUCCGACGUGAACCAGUGAUUUUCUUUUGUGUAAUCAAUCAAGGUGUCUUUGGUGCAUUAACUGUUAUCAACUCGUUUCCAGUUGAACGAACGUUAACACUACGUGAACGAGCAUCAGGCACAUACUUCGCUAGCGCGUAUUUCGUGGCCAAGAUCAUCUCCGAUACACUUGUUCAACUACCCAUUCCAAUUAUUUUUACAUGUAUUGUAUAUUUUCUGAUCGGCUUACAACCUGUUGCUGGGAAGUUCUUUAUCUUUAUGUUAUUCAUUGUACUGUGUUCAGUAACAUCGACUUCACUAGCACUGAUGAUCUCUGCUAUAUGUCGAACGACAGCGCUGAGUGUCACUGUUUUACCUAUGGUGCUUGAAGUGACACGUCUUUUCGGUGGAUUUUUCAUUGCUCCAUCACGUGUACCAGGCUAUUUAUCAUGGCUUGAUGCAUUAUCUUAUAUAAAAUAUUCAUUUGUUGGUGCUGCAUUAAAUGAAUUGAGCGGCUUAAAAUUAAGCUGUGAUGGAUUAAAAACGACACGUUACAACGACACGUAUUCAAUCAAUGCAACAUGUAUACAAGUUGGUGAUCAAACUAUACACGAUCGUGGAUACGAUUAUAUUAGUAUUGGUGGAUGUAUUGGUGUUCUAGUUGCUUUCAUAAUAUUCUGCCGUGGUUGCGCUUUCCUUGGUGUCCGGUUUCUCAAACAUUAA
Adineta ricciae is the source of this 2229-nucleotide messenger RNA. The record is from the annotation of a GenBank genome assembly. Lineage: Eukaryota; Metazoa; Rotifera; Eurotatoria; Adinetida; Adinetidae.